ACGUCAGCACCAUUGCAAUAUACGCGUGUACUUGGAUUUGUAUGGAAAAGUCAUGUCAUCAAAUGAAAAAAUGGCCGAUGCUAGCAAAAACGACAUUCAUGCAAUCUUUAAACGUCUUCGAUCAAUCCCAACAAAUAAGAGUUGCUUUGAUUGUAACAGCAAGAACUCAACAUGGGCAAGCGUGACAUACGGUGUAUUUCUGUGCAUUGACUGUUCAGCUGUUCACCGUUCUCUCGGUGUUCAUGUAACUUUUAUCCGGUCAACACAACUAGAUUCAUGGGCUUGGCCACAGCUGCGUGCUAUGCAAGUGGGAGGCAAUGCCAAUGCAACGGUGUUCUUCAGACAGCAUGGCACUUCAACCGCAGAUGCCAACAAGAAAUAUCACAGCAGGGCAGCUCAACUUUAUAAAGAAAAAAUCAAGACACUCGCUGCAGCGGCUAUGAGGAAGUAUGGCACGGACAGUGUUCACAUUGGAGAUCAUGCAGUCAGCUCACCUGAGACGAAAGAAGUUGAUUUCUUCAAGGAGCAUCAUGAUGAUCUUGCCUUCAGCACACCUGCUGCGAACUACCCAUCAGAGCAGAACAUGAAUCUUAGUUUCACGCCUCAAGAAGAAGAAGUCAAGGUUCAAGCUGUACCGAUUAAGAACGGGCAGGAAGCAGAAGGCGAAGUGGAUACAAGAGAGCCCAGUGUGGAUCAUGUCUUGGGGACCUCUCCUUCGCAAUUAAUGGCAAAGGUUGAGCCUAGAAAGUCAACCAUUGGGCAACGUAAACCAAUGCAAAAGAAAGGGCUUGGAGCUAAAAAGAAGCUGGGUGCCCAAAAGGUCACAACAAACUUUGCAGACAUCGAGUCGGCGGCUCAUCAGGCAGACUUAAUGAAGAAGGAGACGGUGAUAAAAACUAAGAAGACCAAGGAGGAGGAAGAGUCAAGCAUGGCAUCGAUGCGUCUAGCCUAUCAAGACAUGUCUGUUGAAAGGAAGAGACAAGAGGACAGAAUGAAGACGGCAAAUCCACAAAAAGCAGAACAGAUGGAAAGACUUGGCAUGGGAUUUGGUGGUAGAAGUGCGGUAUCCCACUCUGCCAUGAGCGACAUGCAGACCAUUAAGCAGGAUACGCCCUCAAGCAGCACCAAGACACAACGCUCCUCCAGCAGAGACUUCUUUGAUGAUUUCGCUACGGGAUCAUCGGGAUUCUCAUCCAGGAGUAAAGAUACUUCGUACGGUAGCCGCAAAGACAGGGAUGAUGAGAAUGAGAGAGAUGAUUGGGAUACGGUGGAUAAACCCAAGCAAUCUGAAGGAUAUGAUAGUAUUAAACCUCUGGAAGACCGUAUGUCAGCCAGUAAGAAGAAGCCGUAUGAAACAACCUCCACAUCCACUGAGGCCCAGAAACGCUUCUCCAACGCAAAGUCUAUCUCGUCUGACGCCUACUUUGGGAAAUCAGAAAUGGAUGACACGACACGAGCAAACCUGGACCGGAUGUCAGGCAAGUCUAGUAUAUCCAGCUCUGAGCUGUAUGGUGACCAAACGACUGCAGGGGCUUCGUAUAAUGCCGGUCCAGAUAUGUCGGCCAUUAAAGAUGGCAUGAAGGAUAGCGUGACGCAGGUUGCUGGUCGGCUAUCACGAAUGGCCAAUGGCAUCGUUAACACAAUACAGGAUCGCUAUGGUUACUAAAACAGAGUGUGUCGUUUUCAUUAAUUGUGGCGAUUAACUGGUAAGAUUAAACAAAGAAAUAUAUGAUAUAAACAAGGAACUGGAUUCUCAAAAUCAUGAAAAAUUCCACAAGAUUAAUAAAUUUAAAAACAAUAUAAAGGAUUUCCAAGGUGUGCCCAGCAAGCCUGUGCAGAGUUUUGUGACAUGCUCGUUGUGUUUCAUAAAGAGGGAUUCCAAGGUCAAAAUCAGUUUUGUGAUGCACUCAUUUUCCAAUAGAUAAACUCUUUGUGAAAAUGGGAUAAAAUUACAUGUUCCUAGCCUCACUCUAAAAUGAUGUAAAAUGCCACUGUGUUUGUGAACAUUUAAGUGAAAUUUUUGUCAACAUCUAAAGAUAUUCGAUGACGUAACAUUUCAAAUAAAUGGUCUAUACAUUUGGAAUUCCAGCUAAUUCCAGAGUUCUGAUGAUAUUCAAUCAAAGCGGCAUUGAGUUUGACCUUAUGACCGGCACAGAAAUUCCUCUUCAGAAUGAACAGACCCAUUUAUUUUGUUGUCCAAUGACGUCACGCUUCAAAUUGCGUUCCCAAAGAGUAUGAAAUAAAAUUACAUUUUACACCAUCAACGCAUAGUUGGCGAAUUCUAGCCCCCCCCCACCCACUUUAUUAGGACUCUAUCUAUUGAAAAAUUAAUGGAUCAUCAAAGACCUAAUUUUGACAUUGUAACACCUCUUUAAGUUGUUUUAGUUUUUUAAAUCAACACUUAUAACAUUGAGCCUAAGAUACUACUCUCUAGAGAUUUCCAAUGCAGUCUGUUUGUAAACUUAUUAUUAAUAUUAAUAAAUGUCUGUUUCGUUAAUUUGGGGGAUUAGUAAACACAAUGCUUCGGCAGCAAAACAUUGGCAACGUAAUAUGUAAUGUAAACUAAGUAAGGAAUAUUAUUUUAUUUAAAAUACAAAUAUUUUUCUUUAUUCAAAGAUACAGGUUUUAAGAAGAAACAUGACAUAGCAAUUUAUUUAGCUCAAUUUUCCUUUGGUACUCAUUUUUAUCCAGCAGGAAACAUUUAUUGCUUUGUAAAAUAUCGCAUAGAUUCCAGAAUAUUUUUGAUUUUGUAGAGGUAGACGUUUCAAAUCGUUAAUUGUUCUUUCCCCUAAGUGAUUUAUGAGGUUUUUUUUCUUUCUUUUUUUCUUUAACUUAUGUUGAACCAACCACUUCCGGAUUAACAUACUGGUGCUCUACCAACUGAGCUAUCUCUAGCUCUAUGUUGGCGGUCUCCCUACUUUGUCAAUAUCUUUGUUCGGGGUGAACAAUAAGCUUUAAGAGAUUACAUAAGACUGUCGGACUUGUCUGGUCAUAAGUUUACUGGCCCUGACACUAAGACCACUGGCCUCGGGCCUGCAUUCGAGUGUUAAAUUUGAGCCCUGUAAAGAUAAGGUGCACAUCUAACUAAUUGCACACGUUAAGCAUAAAAUAUAAACUGCACAGUAACAUACAGGAAAUGGCACUAUCAAGAUUUAUGAUUUAUACUGAGUGAUGACAUCGGGUGCAUUGGGGCCAAUAUUGACAUAAUGUGUAGACAUUAUUACAUGUUGCCAAAAUUAAGCCUGGUUCAUGCGAAUGAUUCAGGUAAAGUAAAUUUGACAUCAAAGAUCAUUUUUUCAUGGUAAAGUUUCACAGGAGUAGAGCACAGGGUAACGGUUUUGAAUUGUUUGUUGCGAAUUUGUGAUGUCAAAAUUCGCAUUCCCAGGAAGUAUGAACUGGGAUUUACACUGAAAUUUUCUCUGCUUUUACUUUGGUUAUGAUGCUUUAUGAUUGGACUGUUGGUUAUGACGCUUUAUGAUUGGACUGUUGGUUAAAACGAAGUCAGUAUUAUUAUGUCAUCAUGCUUGACUAGACCAAGGUUAAGGGUUCUAAAGAUUUCAAGGCAAUUAACGGUGCUGGAAAAACAACCCUCUAAAUAAUAUGAAUUGAAAUGAAUAAAUAAACUUGAUUACCCUAUCAUGGUAAUGUAGAGAAAAUAUUACAUUGGUUAAGGUUAAAAAAACGAGUUAUGGUUUUCAUUUAAUUGGUUAAUAUUAUCUGUUUUAAUUAGACCUUAAGAAACUGAAUUCUCUUUUGUUCUUCUAAUGACUUAAUUAUUAUCUGAACAUUAUGCUCUAUUUCACUUAACAUUCUUGAAUAAAUGAUACAAAAUUCAAAGUGGUA
Messenger RNA from Asterias rubens (European starfish), 3843 nucleotides. RefSeq names its product ADP-ribosylation factor GTPase-activating protein 2-like. Lineage: Eukaryota; Metazoa; Echinodermata; Asteroidea; Forcipulatida; Asteriidae. Gene Ontology annotation, molecular function: GTPase activator activity. Gene Ontology annotation, biological process: COPI coating of Golgi vesicle. The record is from RefSeq and is a predicted model, not a curated record. Bases 53 to 1666 code for a protein of 537 amino acids. The transcript is spliced from 13 exons.